Ctenopharyngodon idella (grass carp) is the source of this 5171-nucleotide messenger RNA. RefSeq lists its product as uncharacterized. The record is from RefSeq and is a predicted model, not a curated record. Gene Ontology annotation, molecular function: POU domain binding; DNA binding. Gene Ontology annotation, biological process: regulation of gene expression. Bases 620 to 2191 code for a protein of 523 amino acids. Gene Ontology annotation, cellular component: nucleus. NCBI's taxonomy places the organism in Eukaryota, Metazoa, Chordata, Actinopteri, Cypriniformes, Xenocyprididae. The transcript is spliced from 11 exons.
UAGCUUGUUUGCUGUACACCAUGUCACAUAGCAGCUUUUAGACAUUGUUCUGUUUUUUGUAAUAAGUCAGAAAUGACAAGGAGGCAGCCUCACGCAAUACAAAGUCAAAGGAAACUGUUGGAUUGCCCCCCAAUUUUUGAGUCAUAAUGCAAAUCAGAAUAUUUUCAAAAUAAUUGUUUGUUCCUCUGCUUUAUUAAGGAUAUUCCUUUAUAAUAUUAUUUAGAGGACGAAAAUAGAUAAGAAUAUAUUAAAUUUAAGAUUUAUUUAUCUUGAUUUAUUUAAAAUAUAUAUAUAUAUAUAUAUAUAUUUUUUUUUUUUUUUUUUUAUCAACUUUUGUUCAACAUAAAUUCAUGAGUUACAUGUGACAAAAGAGCUAAUCUUCGACUGAACAGCUUUGCUCCACAUGGGUUCACUGUUCUCGCAUUAUAAAACUCAGGUGAGAUAUUUUGACUGUCACCGCCUCCUCAAGUCAGGUAAUGAAAACACAUCCCCGCUGACAUAACACACAAGUUGUAUGGGGACUAGCAGGUAGCAGCCCUUUACUCGAGCAUUUUAUGUUUGUUAUCAUAACACAAUAAAAGCGUAGCACUUUAUAGUCAGCUUAUAACCGGACAACAGGAUGGUGAGCAGUAAGGUGGAGGUGACAAGGCGCGAAAUGCUACCUGAAGACACCGAACAGCCUGACUAUUCAUGCGACGGGUCACCGCUGCCAGCAAACCCUUCUUCAGAAGCAAGUGACCCGAAUCUACGGAUACCGACGCAGAACCGGUCAGGGGACAGUAACGCCAAGAAGAGCUGUCAAACAGGACCUAAAAAACACAAGUCCGCAUCUGAAAAGAAAUACCUCGGAGUUAGAGUGAAAAUGCCAGUACGGGACAUGCUCAGGAAUAUACGGAUAGCCAAGGGUAUUGACCCUAAAGAUCUGCUGGGAAAACAUUCUAAGGCAUCUAAAGGGGAUAAGAAACGAGUUACCACAGGAGGAAACCGGAGACGUAUUCUGAAGAAACAUCAAACAAAAGGUCUGGAGGAGCUUGCUAUUAUAGUAGAAGUGUUGGAGGAAGAUCUUAAGACCUGUCAGUCAUACAGAUUGCCAAACAAAACCCGUUCAGCCUCAUACUCUUCAGAGUUCUGGGUUGAAGAAGCAUCUCAACAGGGUUUAAUGAACACAUACGGUCUGGAGAAUGAGAUACCUCUGUCUCCAAGCUACUCUGCACCCUCCGAAACCUCCCCUGUCCAUUCUGUGUGCAGCUCUUACCCGUCCCCAACUUACAGCCAGGGUACUGAUGUCUUCUUUGGGAAUCAGGAAGAAUAUAGCAGUUAUGAGUCAGAUAAGUACAGGUAUGAUAAUCUAUAUGGAAUGACCUGCUCUCCUGCAAGCUCAUGUGAAUACCAAGUGCCCUCCCCACAAGAAUCAUUCCAUGCCAGUCCCAACCCAGAAGUCUGGGAGGUUUCUCCGCAAGAGAUGAAGUGUCCACCAUGGCCAUAUUCUCAGCAGGAGGAGUGGAGCAGUAUGACCUUUUUCUGGACUCAAAUGGAAAGAGAGGAAACAAUGCUGAAGAAGAUAUCUGACCAAGAGCUUCUUGCUGUAGAUGAAAACGGAAAGAUUCUUUUACACAGAGUUGUUGAGGAGGGAAAGCGAUCCCUUGUGUAUGUUAUUGCCAGAAGGAUGGUGGCUCUGAAGAAACUAGAUAUCAAAGAUUCAGAGGGAAAGACUCCCCUUCAUCUUGCUGCACAGAAGAAUCAACACUUCAUGGUGGCUGAUUUGGUGUCACUUGGUGCAAAUGUCAAUGCGAAGGACCGAUAUGGGAAAACAUGUCUCCAUCUCAGUGCAGAGAAUGGAUAUAUUCGAGUCUUGGAGGUCCUGAAAGGUUUAAUGAGAAUUGGUGUAUAUAUUAAUUUGGAGGAAAGAGAUGCAAACGGGCUCAGUGCGUUGCAGUGUGCAGCAGUGGCUCUUAACCACACUGUGCGGGAACUGGAGCUGUGUGAGUCUGCAGGCCAUCUUAGGCUGCACUCCCUUCGCAAGGAGCAGAUGAUGGAAACGCUAGAGUGCCUCCUUCAAAUGGAGUGCUGUACACACGCUCCGGAUCAUGGUCGCCUCAAUUUAAUGAACAGAGGUGUUGAUUCCAAGCAGAGUGAACAAGCAGCCUUCUUUCAGUCAAAUAAAAUCAAGGUCAGCAACAACAUGAUUUAGAAGUGGUUUGGCUCAUUUGCAGCUGCUUCUAGCAGAGUUGUUUUCUCUGCCUGGCCAGGCAGUGCUUUUAACUGACGGUAAAUGUUUUUGAGUGAAUACAAGCUUUAACCUGCCAAUGAAGACGACAUGUACGUGUAUAUAUACACAUGUAUUUUAGUUAUUGGUUACUUUUUUUUCUUUUUCUUUUUCUUUUUUUUUUUUUUGAGGAGGAUGAGAAAAGUCUUCAAGGCAUGGUUAAGCUAUGUAUUAUGCAACCAUAGGUUUUGUUAAGUGUUUAGGUGAAAAGUGAGGUGUAUCACUAUGCAAAAACACAAUGGUUGCCCAUUAGCUGGUUUCUAUGAAACUUCCACUGUUAGUUACGUUUGAGUAGCAAAAUGUUUUAAAAAGGAAAAAAUGUGGUAAGACAAAUGAGUCAUGCCACAGUUUCUAUUUGCUCCAAGAGUAAAUAGUUUUGAUAUUGAGGAGACUGUCAUUUGUACAUAUACUGGCAUACAAUGGCAAAAUGCAGUAACUGUGCCAACAAUGGAACUAGUGUGGUUUUUUUUUUUUUUUUUUUUACACUAUUUCUCUGAAUCUAGGAGACUUGGACAAAAAAUGCAGUUAUUGCAUUUUGCUUUUGCACAACAAUAUAUGUGGAUGAUUCCUAAAAGCAUUUACAACAAAAUUCUGAUACGUUCGUUCAAUAAGAAAAAAAAAAAGGGAUGCCUUAAAUUGUUCAAAAGUGACAGUAAAGACAUUUAUAAUGCUAUAAAAGAUUUCUAUUUCAAAUAAAUGCUGCACUUUAAUUAUUAAAGAAUCCUGAAAAAAAUUAGCAGUUUCUGCAAAAAUAUUAAGCAGCACAAAACUUUAAACAUUAAUAAUUAAAAUUUCUUGAGCAGAAAUCAGCAUAUUAGAAUGAUUUCUGAAAGAUCACGUGACACUGAAGACUGGAUUAAUGAUGCUGAAAAUUCAGCUUUGUCAUCUUUGACAUAUACAUUAAAAUACAAAAACAGUUCUUUUAAAUUCUAGUAAUAUUUCAGUUUUUUUUUUUACUGUAUUUUUGAUCAAAUAAAUGCAGCCUUGGUGAGCAUGAGACUAUUUUCAAAAACAUAAAAAAUAUAUGAUUUUUUGAUUUUCAAGGUAUAUGUUAGUAUUUGAGGUGAGAAGCUUUAAAAUAUUCUUACUUUUGGAAAAAAUUGCUUGUGUAAGAAACGGCUGUCCAUUUCUUAAUGCUGUAUUUUGUAAUAAUGACCUAACUAACCCUAACCCUAACCCUGAUUUAAGCUGUUCUUAAUAGCUGCUUCCUCUCUGACAGAAUAAAACCUAUUUUUUUGUGCAUUUGUUACUAUAAAAUGUUUCUAACAACACUGUAGUUGAAAUGGGUAACAGUUAUAUUCUUUAGUAUAUCUCAGAUUUUAUAUGUUUUGAUUGUUCUCAUUUCUGUUUCACUGUUUUACAUUAUUAAACCUACGCCAUGUAACACAGUUAAUGUUAUGUGGGCAUAUAGAGGGUGAUGCAUAUAUCUUGGAUAGUAAAUAUAAUACGGAUGCUGUAUGUAUAUGAUAUAUUUAGGGCUUUGUUUAUGCUUUAUUGUAAGACAUCCUGAGUGUACCGAAUUUUUUUUAUAUGAAUAUGGUUUUAAGGUAGCUCUUUAUUUUACAGUCCUGUUCCCCAUGUACAUACUAUGUACGUAUUACAGAAAUUAUAAUAACUGGGUAAUAACUAGGUGACCUACACCUAAACCUAAACUUAACCCCUGUAGUUACCGUGUAUUACUCAGUAUUUUAAUAGGUGAGUACACUGUAUGUACAUGCAAGUACACGUACUGUAAAAUAAAGUGCAACCGGCUUUAUUUUACAGUACACUAAAAAAAUAGACACAUAGCAUAUUAAUGGGAGCGGGUAGACUAUAAAUAGAAAUCAUAGCUGCGUUUUUUUUUUCUGUGAGAGACACUUUGAUUAUUAAUUUGUGAUCUUUCCAGACUUUUAAUUAUAAAUUCUUAUGUAUGUGUACUCAUACAGUAUAUUGUAUAAGAGUGUGUAUGUGAGUUUGUUCUGGACAUUCUUAAGCCAAUUAAAUACUUGUGGACAUUAUCAGAUUCGAGUGUGAACUGUUCGUGGAACCGAACUGACCCGUUUGGGCAAAAAAACCCAAAAACAAUAACAAUAGGGUGCAGCGCGCAGCACGCUAUCAUAUGGAUGUAAACAUGGAGGACACUGAAAUCAGCGUUUAACGUGUUCAUUUAUAAGCUGAUGUGCCGCAAAUUCGUGCGCAGGCGAUAAGGAGGACGAAUAUGAGGAGAAAGACAGCAAAGUUUUUCUAAAUUUCGUAGUUUUCCCUCAAGUUUUGCUUGCAUAGAGCUGUCACUGUCCUUUCACUUAAUACCGUCACGGCUGUCUUCCAUAUUAACUGACCAAAGAAGUCUUUGGAGUGACUCCCGUCCUCGGCGCGCAUAAUUGACUAAUGUCAAUUUGGAUUGAUGUAAAAGUGAUUCCAAUAUGACCGUUCAGACUGAGGUUGUAUUGCAAAACAUCCGACCUGUAUCUGAUUUAGUAGUACCACGUAUUGAAGUGGCUCAAAUCACAUUUGGUUUAGGCCACAUUAGCCUCCGGUCUGAACGUAGAUAAAAUGUCGAUUUGUGGAAACAAAAGUUGUUUGGCCCAUCUGUGAUUAUCUAUAAUCAUGCGUAUGCAGAAGAGAUUUUUGUAUUAUUGGUAUUUGGAGUUAUUUUUGCAUUACUCUGGGAAGAAGAGUUUUCAUAACUUAAAUUAUGAGUUUUUGGACUCCCAUCAGUCAUAUCUUGCGCAGGUCUGUGCCAGAGGCAUUAUGGGGCAGGUUUGUACAGAUGAGAUACCAGUGUAAUUAUCUGGUUGCUCUGUUGUUUUCAUCUUGACCCUGUUCUAAAGAGAGAGAUAGAGAGAGAAUAAGUAGCUAUGAUUAUAUGCCCUGUUACAUGCUGUUGGAAAAAAAAAAAUAAUAAAGCUGGUAUAUUUGACUACGA